AAAUAUUCCUCCACUCUUCCACAGCUCUUAUUCAGAAAAUCCUGUGUCAGACGUCAGUUCAGCUGAUGUCAUCAAUGGUUCAGUCUCAAAGCUCUCUCUCACAGGUAAGAAGUCAUCAUGCCUUCAUUUGUCAUCGAUCAGCCACUGCCCGUCAUGGAGUCCAAGGAGUCUGACCAGUGGAGUUCCGGAAUCUGUGACUGCACAGAUGACAUGGCAGACUGCUGUUUUGGAUUCUGGUGUUGUCCCUGCCAUGCCUGUAUACAUACAAGGGAGUACGGCCAGUGUCUUUGUCUCCCUCUGCUGGACAUCUUCGGCAUCAUCCCACCCGUCACAAUGUCCAUGAGGGUGUCCAUGCGCCAGCGCUACGGCAUCAAAGGCACUAUCUGUAACGACUGUGUGAAUGCCACCUGCUGCAACUGCUGUGUCUGGUGCCAGAUGUCCAGAGAGAUGAAGAGCCGCAUCAUCCCCAUUGUCCUGGUCAGUGCUAGGAAGUAGGAACGAAUGACCAACAUGUUACCAUAACCUCAAUAUCACCGUAGUCAUCCCAAUACAGCCAUAACCUUUUUCAGAGUCAUGUUUCUGUGUUUAUAUAAUGUGUAUUUAUUCCUACAUGCCCGAAUUGUCAGAUUGUUUGACAAGAAGUCACUGUAAACAGUGUAUAUUAAAACGAUAUUUAUGCAUGCUUAAAAUGAUGUAUAUAUGUCAUUCUAUGAACUAUUAUGCCCCCAAUAAGGACAUAUAUUAUAAAUGUUUUAUUCUAUAAAAUAUAUAUACCAAAUAAAUAUGUUUACA
Messenger RNA from Oncorhynchus gorbuscha (pink salmon), 792 nucleotides. RefSeq names its product cornifelin homolog B-like. The record is from RefSeq and is a predicted model, not a curated record. Bases 118 to 495 code for a protein of 125 amino acids. NCBI's taxonomy places the organism in Eukaryota, Metazoa, Chordata, Actinopteri, Salmoniformes, Salmonidae. The transcript is spliced from 4 exons.